Lagopus muta (rock ptarmigan) is the source of this 6702-nucleotide messenger RNA. Its product is annotated as ubiquitin-conjugating enzyme E2 variant 1. The record is from RefSeq and is a predicted model, not a curated record. The coding region runs from base 75 to 1322 and encodes 415 amino acids. The transcript is spliced from 8 exons. Gene Ontology annotation, molecular function: plasmanylethanolamine desaturase activity. Gene Ontology annotation, cellular component: endoplasmic reticulum membrane; nucleus. NCBI's taxonomy places the organism in Eukaryota, Metazoa, Chordata, Aves, Galliformes, Phasianidae. Gene Ontology annotation, biological process: ether lipid biosynthetic process; protein K63-linked ubiquitination; DNA damage tolerance.
UGUCCAGCCGCGCCCGCCGUCCCCGCUCCUCCUCUCCCUCAAUCCCCCCCCCCGCGGCCCGGCCCCAUUUCCCGAUGCUGCCGCGGGCCGCAGUGCUGUCGCUGGACGCCUCGGCGGGCCCUGGGCGCCCCUCGCAGCUGCCCAUCGGCACGGAGGAGGAGCAGCCGCCCCGGGGCCCGGAGCCGCGCGGCCGGGCCAUGGAGAGCCUGCCGCCGCGGGAGGAGGCGGUGGGGCCGGCCGGCGAGGCCUCGGAAGAACCCGAGAGCGGCAGCCGGCGCUGGGGAGCGCAGCACGCCGGGGCCCGCGAGUUGGCCGAGCUCUAUUCGCCAGGAAAAAGACUACAGGAGUGGAUCUCUGUCAUCUUAUGCUUCUCUCUGAUCUGUUUCAACUUUUACAAUCUUCUCUUCUACUUGCGACUUGAACACACGCCCUCCAUUAUUGUUGGGAUAUUUGCAGGUGUAAUUACAGCAGACUUUCUAUCAGGAUUAUUUCACUGGGGGGCAGACACCUGGGGAUCUGUGGAGCUACCCAUUGUUGGAAAGGCUUUCAUCAGACCCUUUAGAGAACAUCAUAUUGACCCUACAGCAAUUACCAGGCAUGAUUUCAUAGAGACCAACGGAGACAACUGCUUCAUGACGUUGGUCCCAUUGGCAAACAUGGCAUACAAAUUUGUUUCCUUUUCCCCAGAAGCACUGUAUGAAACAUGUCCUUGGGAGUGCUAUGUCUUUGCCCUUAUCAUCUUCAUAACCAUGACGAACCAGAUUCACAAGUGGUCUCACACGUAUUUUGGUCUUCCACGCUGGGUCAUCUUUCUACAGGACUGGCAUGUUAUCCUGCCUCGGAAACAUCACAGGAUUCACCAUGUAUCUCCACAUGAGACAUACUUCUGCAUUACAACUGGUGUAAAAGUUCCUCGUAAUUUUCGUCUGUUGGAAGAACUUGAAGAAGGUCAAAAAGGAGUAGGCGAUGGAACAGUUAGUUGGGGCCUUGAAGAUGAUGAAGAUAUGACACUCACAAGAUGGACAGGAAUGAUUAUUGGGCCUCCAAGAACAAUUUAUGAAAACAGAAUAUACAGCCUUAAAAUAGAAUGUGGGCCUAAGUAUCCAGAAGCACCUCCAUUUGUAAGAUUUGUAACAAAAAUUAAUAUGAAUGGAGUAAAUAGUUCUAAUGGAGUGGUGGACCCCAGAGCCAUAUCAGUCCUAGCAAAAUGGCAGAAUUCUUUUAGUAUCAAAGUUGUUCUGCAAGAGCUUCGGCGUCUAAUGAUGUCUAAAGAAAAUAUGAAACUUCCUCAGCCACCUGAAGGACAAUGUUACAGCAAUUAAUUAAAAAAAAAAAAAUCAUGCCCCUUUAUUCAAUUUAAGCUGUCUUCAUUUUCCACAGUAGUAAAUUUUCUAGAUGCAUCUUGUAGACCUCAAAAUACUGGAAAGGAAGUUCCCAUUCAAAGAACAUUUUUCUUGAGAUACUGUAAAUGAUACUAAUUUUUUUCAUUUGAAAUAUAAGUUGUGCUAUAACAAAUAAUCCUGUCGUGUAACCACUGUCCACAUAGCUGAACUUCUGGUAUCAGGAAGAGUCGAUUCAAAUUGAUUACUGUCAAGACCAGUGUGGCACAUCUAACUUAACUGUGAAGCAUACAUCCCACAAUCACCUUGCUGCGUGUCUGGCCUGGGUUGUUUUGUUUAUUUCCUUUUUCUGUCUUCUGCAAUAGCGUUGAAGCUCAGGGCUGUUUAUUAGAAUAGACACAAAGGUUUUUGCUUCCAGUACGACACUGGGCUUAAUGGACUACUAAUGGGGAUGUGUGCUAACCUCUGUCAUCCCUCCCUUUGUGCUAUCUCUAGUAAAGGCUGAAUGUGACUGUGGUCAUUUUUGGUUUUAUAUUUUUUUAAUGCCCUGGUAAUCUGGGGCAAGCUUUCCUCUGGCCAAGGCAUAGAUUGUAUUUCUCUUCCUGAUCUUCCUCACCAGAAACAUGAGCAUUGGAUGAGGGAUUCAGGGUUCUUUUAAUCUCUUCCCUCUUCCCCUCUUUUUAGUGGGGAUGCUGCUUUCUUUUUGCCCCUCUCUGUCUCUUCUCACCCCUGGAUGGCAGGGGUAAGCACUGGGGCAAUAACUUGACAUAUUCCCUUCUGCUUAUUGUUUUGAUUUUGCAACAAAUUUAGUCUUCACCAGCCUGGGAACCAAGAGUAUCUGUUCUGCUCGCAAAUGUGGAUUUUCUCUGUUCCUUUGGCAUUGCUGCCACACCACCAAGCUGCGGCUGAUGUUGUUAGAUAGGCUUUUGACAUGGUGAAAAGAGCAGUAAUUUACCAGGAUGGCCAAAAUCUGCUGCCAGAUCUGUGCAUAGAUUCAAAACACACACUCCAAUUCCAGUUGCUGUGUUGUUGGUGCUUUGAAAUGACCCAGGAACGUUGAUUAACUGAGUGCAGCAUCCAGGUUGGCCCUUCUAAAAGUCUGACAGACAAAUCGAGUCAGCAUAGAUUCCGUUAGGAUUCUCUGAGUGUUGGAAGAGAAAACCCCUCAGCGAAGAUCUGGGGAAGUGCUGCGUACAGCAGAGUAAGGACCGGUACUGGCUUUGCAUCCUGGCAAAUCGCUGCCUUUUCUGUUUUACUCUUUUGGACCACUAACUGCAGUGUGGAUGCAAGCUUACAUGCAACCAGCCUAGUGUGUCUGAAAUUUUAUGAAAAGAUCAAGUGUUUGCGUAAAAAAAAAAAAAAAAAGAAAAAGGAAAAAAAGAAUAAAAAUACAUUUUAAAGCAGCAGCUAUCAAGUCAAUGAACAACAAUGUUUCCAUUAACUCUUUUGAGAAAAAUAUUAGUUGUAAGGAUUUAUCAUCAUCUGUAAUUAAGAUUUAACAUAACAGUAUUCCAUAAGCAGCCUUUUUAUUGUAUCAGACCAUUGCCUGAUUUUAAUAUAAUAAAAAGUGUGCAUUAAUAUUAGAAGGCUUUAAUUGUAUUUAUGUUUAAAUUUUGAUCCCCUAUGGAAUUUUUGAUUUGUCGGAAGUAUCUUCCUACAGAUCGCACUUAGUUAACAGCAUGAAAACUGGUGGUGAAAGGCAAUUGUCUUUAUCCAGCUGCUGCUGCUGCUGUGCCAAGGAGAAGCUUUAGAUUCAGUGUAGCCCUCAGACAGACCUGCGUAGAGUUGCCCGUGGCAGUGCCAGUGGUGCUGAGGAGCCCGAGGUGCCGGCACUGCAGUGACCUUCUGUGCCGUAACCCCGAGGAAGUCGACUCCACGUGUGGCUGCAUGCAGCACUGUCAGGUUAAUGAAGAACUUUGCAGCCUGAAAUCUCACCUGAUUCUCAAGUGGUGAACUGUGAAAAACAGACCUUUGUAAAUCUGGAUAAAGAUGGAGCUGCACAGUUUGGGCUUUUUUGGGUGCAGAGUAUCUCUGCUAACGAAGAUUGCUGGAAGGUCUCAGUUGUGCAUUCACUUCGGUAUUGCGAUGAAAUGCGGAGUUCUGGGUGUGGGGACAGAAAAGGGAACGAGCUGUAUGUGUGAAACUUGUGUUGUCCUGUGGUCUUUGCUGGUCAUAGCUCAGAGGGCGCUGUGAAGACAGACGAAUACUGUGUCAGCAUUGUGUGUUUUUGAAGUUGCUCUGUAUCUGAAGGUGUUAAAUGGGAACCGGGAAAAUGCUUGGUCAUUGCUGAGUGGUUCUUGAAUGGCUCUGUUUUACUGAGCUGCUGUGAGAAUGCCCAUGUGCUGCUCAGGAGGGUGUGGUUGGUGCGUGGUUGGUGCUUCCCCCGCCUUCAGAAUGCAGGUGCUGGUUUGAAAACUCCGGAACUGUCAGAUUUGCUUUGCACAGGUUGGUGUGUUCUGCUUUGACCUGAGCCAUGCUUCAUUGGAAUCUGUGCUAGCCGUUGUCCUUGUGGUACAGUGUUGGGGGAUGCUUUGGAAAAAAAAAGUGGUUGACUGUUCUUUGUCUUAUGUAGGAGGUGCGCUCAGGAACACUUGGUGCUCUGUGCACUGGUAUUCCAUGCUACGUAUGAGCAGCAUAGAAAAAAUAGCACACUAAGACUCAGAUGCUAUUGAUUCCAUGUGCUGUGGUUCUGUCAAAUGUGUGCGACCUCAGAGCUCUGUGGUGGUAGAGACUGGCCAUCCCUGCCUGCCAUCUCGUGCCCCAGGCCUGUUCACGCUGCGGACGUGGAGGUGGGCAGUGAACCUGCAUCCUCCUGUGUCCUCCUGCGUGCGUUCCUCCUCUGGCAAUGCACGACAGGGUGCUCUGCUGUCCCCGCUGACCUUGGCUUGCGCUCCGAUCUGGUGUCUCGUGAAGUAAAGGCGUGGGCGAUAAUAAACACUCCUGUGGCCACGAAAUAGAUGCUGCUUCUGGGGGCUCGUUCUGGAGGUGGCUGCUCAGCGGGCAGACAGUGCAGAGCAGCCCCCGCUGCCGCCGUCCCCCGUCGGGGCUCACCCGGGGCAGCGCCGCGGCGCUCCGGCUGUGCGCAGUGCCGGCCCGGCCGCUAGGGGGAGCCAUAGCGCUGCGCAGCUUCUCGCGUCGGGGCCUCUUUCCACGUGGAUCCUGAAUCAAUUUUUGAUUUAAGAACCUGUGGAAAGUGGCUUUUUUUUUUUACUGUGCCGACAUUAGGGGAAUGCCACCAGGGUAGUGAGAUUUGAGUUGCUAAUAAAGACAACUUAUUUGCUUCUUGCUCAGAUGUAAUGAAAAUUUGUGUAUUUAUAUGGGGAGCACAUACUUAAAUAUGCUUUUUCUGUCCUUUUAACCUUUUAACCUAGUGCUUAGGAUUUAGAAGAUAAGUUUCUUCCAUCAUCAUUAGUGGAAUAACUUUUAAGCCAAAAGACGCCAUCGGCAGCUCUGUGUGAAGCAAGUGGCUGAGCUUUAGCCUGGGUUUGGACCAGAAUGAGGGGCAGCAAGCGAGAGCAGAGCUGGAUGUGGCCGUGCCCCUAAUUCUGGAGCACACAGCUGGGCCAGGAAUGGACCCCAACAUUUUAUCUCAGUGGCAGAUGGGAUGUGGAGGAGCAAAGUUGUUAUGCCAAUUUUAAUAAGGGAAGCAAAGCCAGAGACUUUUUCACAUUUUUCUGAUAAUGUAAGGAGUGUUCAGAUGUGCUCUACUCCUCCAAAUAUCAGACUUUGCAGUGUCUUGCCCAGAGCUGUGGUGCUGUUUGUGGCUCACCUUGUAUUUGUAGUACUUGGCCACUGGCAGUUGGGGUUGUACCUUAUCCUCAGGACAGUGUUUCCUACAUCAAGGAACAGCACACUGAAUUCACUACUUUAUUUUAAGCUGGCAUUGGCUUACACUGAGACGAGGUAGUUCCAGUUCUUCAUGUACCUGUAAACCUGUCUGCUUCAAGCUCUUGAGCUGAAAGGAGUUGAAGAAAGCUCAAUGAUUAUAUUCUUGGUAUAUAAUUUUUUUACGUGUUAAUUUGAAUGUAAGGAACUUCUCUGGUGGCUUAGAGUUUCCCUAAGUGAGUGGAAACUGACACAUGGCACGAAUCUUUGGCUAAGAUGCUCUUCAGAGGCAAGCUAACGUUGCUGUUGACCAAGAGUCAGUUUCUCAGUUUCUCUGGUCUUCUUGUAGCAAAUUGCCAAAACUGCUUAACUUUCAAGCUUGUGAAGAGCUCCAUGAAGUCAAAUGUGUAUUAGGUGCAUGCUUAAGUGCUUUGCUGGACCAGAGCAAGCGUGCUGGGAGAGAGACUUCUGUGGCCUCUCCUGAGGAUCUUCUUCCCAGCUCUCCCCUCACAGUGCCAUUUCCUUGGUGUUUAUGCCUUUAUGUUUUCCCAAUGUCUCCCAUGUUCGUUGCAAAAAAAAAAAAAAAAAAAAAAAAAAAACACCACGAAAGAAGAAGCAGAAGACAAGGUGGAAGAUAAGGUGAUAAGGUGGUUUCUCGCGAUUUUAUAUCUGUCAAACAUUUUGUCCCCAUUUUCAUCCUUAUCUCUUUUUCAAUAAAGCCUACAAAAGGUUUUCAGAAAUGUGGGUUAUGUCCUAAUUUGCUGCCUCUCAAGCUGCGUUGUUGGUGGCUUUGCUCUGGGAUGUCUAGAAGGCCUUGUUGUAUAUGGGUAGUAAAAAGGGAGAAUAAAUGUCAAAUGGUCUGCCUGAAAGUCCCUUCCUGACUUGGCUGCUGAACAUUUAUUCGUUUGUGUUGUCUUGUCGCACUAGCUCUCUGCUCUUCAAAGGCAGUCUUGGAAUAGCCAAAGCUGAAAUUGCCUUUGAGGGAAAUGAAAACCAAGAAUUCUAGAAAGGGAAAGGAAGCAAAAUUCUAAGCCAUAGCGAUCAUAAUGAGUCCAUUUUCCCUUGUCCCAGCUCUUUUUAUAGGUGUGUUCAUAGUUUUCCUGAUCCUGGUCUUCAGAUCUACAGAGGGAGGUUUGUGGCCUUGAGGUGGAGGACCCCACGGAAGGUUCCUGCAUGUCUGCAUCCGUGCGGUGUGAAUGCUGGGGCUGGACGGGCCGAGGGCAGGCAGGGCUGGCAGCACCGGUGUGAGCACGCUGGAAGAGCAGUGUGGCUGUGAAUGGACAAACAGCUGCUUUCUGUCCAUGGAGCAGGGGGGAGCACAUGUCAGGGAAACACACACACAGUCCCACACCUUCAGAAGUGUUCCAGGAAAUUGCGAGUAAUGCUUAAUUACAGCUUUUUGUAAUCAUUGAGGCUUGGAUGCUGUGUAAAUAGGGCCUUGAUGAAGAACAACUGUGUCUGACACUGCAGCAGCGACUGAGACUUGAGAAACAACUGUGGAAGAACAGAGAUCUCAAUAAAAUAUUUGCCAAACUUC